AUGGGCUCAAUAACAGAAUUCCCCCGCAUCAAGGCAGUCCGCACCUUCAUCAUUGACGGUGUUGGCUCCGGCGGCGACUACCACAAUGUUAAAGGAGGCCACUGGUUGAUCGAUAGCAACAUUUCCACCCCUAUGACCAAGUGGGCACAAUUCCGUGGCUCGCGAACAUCAUGGGGCAUCAAUGUUUUAGGAUCAUUUUGUGUGGAGAUUGAGGCUACUGAUGGCACCAAGGGCUUUGCAACUGGUUUUGGAGGUCCCCCAGCAUGCUGGCUGACCGAGCAACAUUUCAACCGCUUCCUGAUUGGCGCUGACCCCCGCGACACCAACGACCUUUUUGAGAAGAUGUACCGCGCCUCAAUGUUCUACGGCCGCAAGGGUUUGCCAGUCGCCGUGAUCUCAGUUAUUGAUCUGGCUCUGUGGGAUCUGCAGGGCAAGAUCCGCAACGAGCCCGUAUACAAGAUGAUUGGAGGUGCGACUCGGACCAGGUUGAACUUCUACUGUACCGGCCCCGAGCCUGGCUCCGCAAAGGCCGCCGGCUUUAUCGGUGCCAAGGUGGCCUUGCCUCAUGGUCCUGAUGAGGGUACCGAGGGCCUUCUGAAGAACGUUGAAUACCUGCGCCAACAGCGCGAGAAGGUCGGCGCUAACUUCCCACUACGCGUGGACUGCUACAUGUCCUUGACUGUCAACUACACAAUCCAGCUAGUCAAGCGCUGCGAGGCUGCUGGGCUCGACAUUGACUGGUGGGAGGAGUGCCUCUCGCCCGAUGACUUUGAUGGCCAAGCGCUCCUCAAGCGUGCCCACCCCACCGUCACUUUCACCACCGGCGAGCACGAGUACUCCCGCUACGGCUUCCGAAAGCUUAUCGAGGGCCGCAAUGUCGAUAUUCUCCAGCCUGAUGUGAUGUGGGUUGGUGGAAUGACCGAGCUGCUCAAGGUCUCUGCCAUGGCUGCUGCUUAUGAUCUUCCCGUUGUACCCCACGCCUCCGGUCCCUACUCAUACCACUUUGUCGUCUCCCAAUCCAACAGCCCCUUCCAGGAGUACCUUGCCAACUCUGCCGAUGGCCACACCGUCCAGCCCGUGUUUGGUAACCUUUUCUUGAACGAGCCUAUUCCUACCAACGGCUACCUUGAUGUCUCUAUCUUGGACAAGCCCGGGUUCGGUCUGGAACUCAACCCCGCUGCUCCCUUGAUCCCUGCUUCUGCUCUCCUUACUCCCGCACCCCAGAAGUCCCUACGGGCACCAGAUAACGAGGAGACGGCCAAUGGCUCUGCUUAA
Penicillium griseofulvum is the source of this 1275-nucleotide messenger RNA. RefSeq names its product L-rhamnonate dehydratase. Lineage: Eukaryota; Fungi; Ascomycota; Eurotiomycetes; Eurotiales; Aspergillaceae. Gene Ontology annotation, molecular function: magnesium ion binding; L-rhamnonate dehydratase activity. Gene Ontology annotation, biological process: carbohydrate catabolic process. The record is from RefSeq and is a predicted model, not a curated record. Bases 1 to 1275 code for a protein of 424 amino acids. The transcript is spliced from 3 exons.